CAGUUAAAACGAUUGGUAGUAUCCUCUAAAUUCUGUUUUUGAUUGGUGUAUUAUCAAUGACGUGUCAAUUUCAUGGCCACAUUUCAAAGCUGAUUUCAGAAUGUAACUUGUAUAUGUCAUUCCAUGCACAUAUAACAAACAUUAACUUUUCCAUUUAUUCGUCUCCAAUGGAAAUACAUUCAAGAUGGCGUCACUCAUUGACAACUAUGAGCAACAAUACGCCGUUUUGACAGCUGACAUUACUGCAAAAAUUGGUAGAAUAAGAACACAAAACGGCAGUGAGAAAAGAGCGUUCAUUCAAGAUGUGGACAGACAAAUCGAGGAAGCUCAAGAAUUGCUUGAGCAAAUGGAAUUGGAGGUUCGUGGGAUAAAUGGUGCAGCUCGCGACCGCUUACGUGGUCGAGUAGAGAGUCAUAGAGCAGAAUUAAAACGAUUGACACAAGAAUUUCAUUCAGCCAAAAAAUCAAAAGAUGAAAGUAUUGAAAUAAGCAGAGAAGAUUCAUGGGAGAAUAAUAUUACAGAAGAUCAGAAAAAAAGAUUGUUAGAUACCUCAGAACGAAUAGACCGUACAGGAAGAACUUUACAAAAUGGAUAUCGUAUGGUAUUAGAAACAGAAGAAAUUGGUUCCCAAGUAUUGAAAGAAUUACAUGAGCAAAGAGAAACAAUUCAAAGGGGAAGAGGAAGAUUAAGAGACACAGAUGCAGAAUUGGGUCGUGGUUCACGUUUACUCUCAGGAAUCAUUUUUAGAAGCCUUCAGCAAAGAAUUAUUUUAGCAUUAGUAGCAUUAACGCUUAUAAUUGUUGCUUGUAUUGUCAUGUAUUAUAGCUUUAAAUCUAAAAGCUAAAGAUGAGAGUAGAAUGAAUCUUUUGGUUGGGAUAUUGGCUCAGGAGUCAUAUUAAAUUUCACUGCAUUUCAGGUAUUAUGAUUAUUGAAUAUAAUGUUUAUUAGGGGAUUAUUAAAUUAUAAAUUGAAGGAAUGUUAUAUAUCAUAUCCUUUUAUUAAUCUUUUCACUUGUUUGGAGCAUUUAAUAUCAUUAUAAUUUAAGCAUUCUAAUGCUCACAAAUCUUAACUAUAUAAUUUCAUAUGAUAUAGAUAUAUCACUACACAACAACAAGAGACGCUUAAAUAUGACAGAAUGCCGCCAAACAGUGAAGAAAUAUUCUAAUAUAUUAUUAGUAAUUAUAAAAAAUUCAGCUGUCGAACGGUAUUGUCAGUGAGCAUUGUUCACAAGCAGAAUUUAUUAAAAUGUUUGAAAAUA
Molecule: messenger RNA, 1258 nt
Organism: Apis mellifera (honey bee)
Lineage: Eukaryota; Metazoa; Arthropoda; Insecta; Hymenoptera; Apidae
Gene: Vti1a
Product: vesicle transport through interaction with t-SNAREs homolog 1A
Exons: 5
Coding region: 185-844 (219 amino acids)
Biological process (GO): intra-Golgi vesicle-mediated transport; retrograde transport, endosome to Golgi; intracellular protein transport
Cellular component (GO): SNARE complex; late endosome membrane; endoplasmic reticulum membrane
Molecular function (GO): SNAP receptor activity; SNARE binding
Source: RefSeq, a predicted model, not a curated record